This is a messenger RNA of Ascoidea rubescens DSM 1968, 963 nucleotides long. Its product is annotated as pyridoxal kinase. Lineage: Eukaryota; Fungi; Ascomycota; Saccharomycetes; Ascoideales; Ascoideaceae. Gene Ontology annotation, biological process: pyridoxal 5'-phosphate salvage. The transcript has a single exon. The coding region runs from base 1 to 963 and encodes 320 amino acids. Gene Ontology annotation, cellular component: cytosol. The record is from RefSeq and is a predicted model, not a curated record. Gene Ontology annotation, molecular function: pyridoxal kinase activity.
AUGGAGGCCAAGGGGAACAUAUUGAGCAUUCAGUCCCAUGUCGUUCAUGGCUAUGUGGGAAACAAAGUCAGCACCUUUACUUUGCAGCUAAAGGGCUGGAAUGUGGACUCUGUCAACACUGUCCAGUUUUCAAACCAUCCAGCCUACAAGUCCUUCAAGGGCUUCAGAUAUCCUAACCACGAAAUCAAAGACAUUUUGCUUCAAUUGAUAGAUGAGCUAGAGUUCAGAUAUGACAUUGUUUUGACUGGAUACAUCCCAAGCCCAGAAACGCUAUCGAUCAUCUUUGAGUCUAUGCAGUAUCGAAACAGCCUUGAUAGCAACGAUAGCAAUGCUUUAAAAUGGUUUUUGGAUCCGGUGAUGGGUGACAAUGGCAAACCAUAUGUCGACGAGAAAAUUUUACCAGUCUAUAAAGAUAUAUUGAAAAGUGGUUUGGUAUAUUUAAUCACGCCAAAUCAGUUUGAGUUACAGCUCUUAAUAGACGAAAAUUAUAGCUCAAUUAAUAACAUAUGUGACUACUUGACAAAAUCUUUUAAGAAAUUUCAUGAAUUAUAUCCCAAAAUUGAUAAUGCUAUAAUAACAUCAAUUCAAGUUAAAGAUGACAAUGAUAACAUCUACAUUGCUGGUUAUUCAAAGGAAAAGAUCUUUUACUAUAAGAUUCCUAUAAUAAAAGCAAUUUUUAGUGGAAGUGGGGAUCUUUUAUCAUCAAUCUUAUUAGAUUCAUAUCACAAAUACAUUAAUGAUGAUAUUCCUUUAGUCAACGCCCUAAAUAAUACUUUAUCAAUUGUUUAUAAAGUCUUAGAACUAACUUAUAAUUAUGAAAUUUAUACAAAUUCAAACAAGACUACCAAAAAUUUCGAUAAUGAAAUAAUUAAAGUAAAUGAUUUGAGAUUAAUUGAAUCCAUAAAAUUAUUGAAUGAUUCCGAGAAUUUUUUGUUUUAUAAACCAAUGUUUAUAAACCAAUAG